This is a messenger RNA of Lodderomyces parapsilosis, 3978 nucleotides long. RefSeq names its product ubiquitin-specific protease. NCBI's taxonomy places the organism in Eukaryota, Fungi, Ascomycota, Pichiomycetes, Serinales, Debaryomycetaceae. Gene Ontology annotation, molecular function: cysteine-type deubiquitinase activity; proteasome binding. The record is from RefSeq and is a predicted model, not a curated record. The transcript has a single exon. Bases 1 to 3978 code for a protein of 1325 amino acids. Gene Ontology annotation, biological process: protein deubiquitination; regulation of proteasomal protein catabolic process; proteasome-mediated ubiquitin-dependent protein catabolic process.
AUGAGAGAGAAGUCAUCGUCAACUACAAGUACAAAUACACCAUCAGGUAUUAUAAUGGAAACGUCAGAUACUGGAGACUCUCCGCCAACAAAUCAAUCAAGUUGUUCAAUUGUGGAUCAGUCCCGAGAUCGAAAUCCUUUCAGAAAGUCGCCACUGACCAAUCCAUUUGGAAAAGCGGCCGACCAGUUGGGGCAUCCUCAAUCUGAUCUCCCCCAGUACAAUGAUCUUAAACAGAACGGGACCGAGACAAAAACGGAUAUUGCUGAUACAGAGCUUACCAAAUAUCCAUUCAAAACAAUAAACAGAAUACUUGAUGAUUUAAAAUGGACUAUCCCUGCCAAAGAGAAACUAGAGACUAGCUUGUUGAAUAGUAAACCAAUCGCGUAUGCAUUUCCAUUGAGCCAACUUGUCAACUCGAGUCACUUCAACUUUCAGACAUUGAUUUUGAAUGAGUUUGUGGACUACUGCAAAUCGGUAGAGGAGAGGGUUAACGAAGAAACCAACCAAACUGUUUGUAUCAUUCGUGGUAUUUUGACAAGCAGAGAUCGCCAAUGUUUCCACUUCCGGUUGGUGUUCCUUGAAGACACGCCAACGUUUACCACGGCAAACUUUGUUGACAAGCAUCAGUGGCACGCCAUCCCCUCAGAAUCAGUAUCAACGUUUGAUCUAAAACUAUUGUUGGCUAACUAUCCAGAACUGGAUAGCAUCAUAGAUGAUGCAUAUUUCAAGAGCUCCAACUCACCCCAAAACAAGUUACUCAGGUUAACCGUUUUCAGACCCGAAUUUACUAAUGAGGACUUGGAUCUGCUCACGAACGAAGCCAUCAUCAAGAGCAGGUAUUUAUCCACUUUUGACCGUCACCCAGGAUUUACUGCCGACUUAGUGCCUUCAGCCGUGAAUUGUAUAAACAUGUUGGUCAAGGUUUUGAGAGGACCCAUUGAGUAUAAGCAGACUCCGCAACGAACAAUCAGUUUGAAGAAUACAAACAUGGAAACGGUUCUUGACACCGACUUUUUACUUAAAAAGCUUUCCUUCAGUUUGAAUCAGGAGCAAGAUGCAGUUGUGCCUCCUGCACUUUCCGAGUCUCCAGCUUUGGAAGAAUCAUUUGUAAGAAAAAUUCUCGAGUUGAUUUAUAUUGGAAGAAGUUUAUUCGCCGAAAAGAACGAUUUUCGAUUGAACUACUCAUUUUCAGAUAACAUGUCUAGAGUGUUUGGUAUUGUGGCAGAGUUUGAUAAAGCAGCUAGCAUUUCCAAUUACAACAACAAUCCAACGAAUCGGUACCCCGCCUUCAUCACAUUAAGUGCAUCCACUUAUUUUCAGGAAGAGCUACUUGUCAAAUGUUUCGAACUUUCUGUACAAUCUGAUCCUAUCAAUAAAUUGCACUACGUUGAUGCUUUGAAAGAGGUGAGUAAUUUUGUUGCGGUUUCGUCGCGAGUUAAUAAAUUAAACACCUAUUUAAAGAAACUUUCGCAGAAUGGACAAUUUGUCGGCUUCAAGGACUAUAUCGCCUCAUUGCAAAUAUUGGGUGUUGAUAUUGAUCCCAAUAUAUCGGUGGAUUUGAUUGACGAUGAGGUCAUCAUUGCCAUGUACAAAGACCAGUGCUCGAGUGAUCCAAAAAACUACCAAUACUUCAACAAUCAUUUGAAAGUAGUCGCGUGUGCCAAAGACUCUCCAAGAUUAAAGGAGUUUGUUGCAAACGAAGUGAUACCUAUGCAUUUGGCCUUGCUAGAACUUCAAGUCGAAGAAAUCACAGAGGAUGAUGUUGUUGUGACUGCUUAUGAGUUUAAAGCUGACGAUCUAUUACAGCAAAAUGGGUUUAAUGCGGAAGCUGACGAGAUAAUAUUCUUGAACAGAGCAUUAGCAUCCGUGGCCAUCAAUAGGAGGAGUUAUAUUUUGUUAAAUUAUUUGGAAACGAAACUUCCAGAGUAUGUCAAGUUUACCGCUAUGGAUAAAAUAACAGUUCCUAAAGCCUAUGAGUUUCUUGAAGCUAAUGGAAAGACUUCUGAGUUUGAAAUUAUCAACACUUUUCAAAAUAAGGCGUUGUUGAAUAAUGUGGACAUUCGUGAAUUGAGAUACGCAUUCAAGACAAUUGCUGAAUUCCGGAAAUCAGAGAUUUUGUUGAAUUUCAUUAAAACGGGAAAGAUUGACUCAUCAUUAUUACCGGCGGAGAAUUGGCCGGCUGGGUUGGACAAUAUUGGAAACACCUGUUACUUAAAUUCAUUGUUGCAGUAUUACUUUUGUAUCAAACCAUUGCGAGAUUUGGUUUUGAAUUUUGACGAGGAUGAUUUUGAUUUGGAAGCGUUUUCGACAUCGAGAAAGAUUGGAGGACGGAAAGUUGAGCCUCUGGAAAUACAACGUUCUAAUCAGUUUAUCUACCAAUUGAAAAGACUAUUCGAGCAAAUGAUUUCAACCGAUAAAAGGUGUGUUCAACCAAGCAAGGAGUUGGCAUACUUGUCAUUUUUGCCAAUGUCUCAACCAGUUACCUUUAAAGAGAAUAAAACGAAGCAGGACGCAGAUGAGCCUGGAGGGAUGGCAGAAGAACCAAGAGAAGUUUUAGAAGAGUAUGGAGAGGUUGCGGAUGAAGACGGAGAUAUCCAGAUUGAUGAACGUGCUAUCAACAACGAGAUUGUUAAAGUAGAUGAAGGUGCAGACAAUAGAGAAGUUGCGAAAGUUGAUGAAAGCGCCGACGUCAGCAUGAUUGAAAAGGGGGACGACCCCACCAAAAAGGAGGGCGACGGGAUAAUCGAUGAUGAUGCAAAAUCAAGCAUUGAAACCGAAGAAGUCAAGGUUGAAUCGCGCAUGGUUGAAGACCUGGUUAGUGCUGAUAAAUUUAUCGAAGAUAUUGAGACCCCAGAAUAUACUACAUCGAUUGUUUCGGAAACCGACCUGAACUCAAAGCUUUUGGCGAUUUCGACAGAUGAAAUUGAAAGCACAAUCGAAAUAGGUCGGCAACAAGAUGUCACUGAAUGUAUUGAGAAUGUGAUUUUCCAAAUUGAACUGGCUUUACCUCCCACUUAUUUGGACAAUGACGGCGAACAAUAUGAUUUGAUAAAGAAGUUGUUUUAUGGGAAAACGAAGCAAACUAUACAGCCAUUGGACUCAACCGAUGAGAAGACGUCACAGGCAAGAAUAUUGACUGAGCGUUUCAACAGUUUGAUUAUCAAUGUUAGUGAUCAUCCAAAAAGCAUUUAUGAUGCAUUGGACAAUUAUUUUAAUGAGGAUACAGUGAAGCUUGAGGAAGGGUUGGCGAAGAAAUCCAUCACUAUUACCGAGCUACCACAAAUUAUGCAAUUCCAUGUACAGCGAGUCAUGUUUGAUAGGGAAAAGUUGAUGGCGUACAAGAGUAUUGAGCCGAUUCCAUUCAGUGAUAGGAUAUAUCUUGAUCGAUACUUGGAUACUGAAGACGAAGUGAUUUUGGCCAAGCGAGCCGAAGUGUUUCAAUGGAAGAAAGAGCUAGCUGAGAUGAGUAGUAAAAAAGAUGAAAUAUUGUCCAUCGAUGAAGACUCAUCAAUGAAUAUAAUUGACAUUUUGGUUACGACAAAGUCAUUUUUGGAAAAGAAAGUACGUGAUGAUGAUAAACUUUCGGUGGAACAAGCAACAGUUCAAGUGAUAUCCGAUCAAAUAACAAAGCUCAAAACACAAGUUGAGGAGAUUGAUUCGAAAAUUGUUGAAAUUCAACAACAAAUCAAUACGCAAUUUGACGAUUACAUGCAAGUUGGUUACUCGAUUUUUGCAAUUUUCAUUCAUCGUGGGGAAGCAAGUUACGGUCAUUAUUGGAUAUACAUCAAAGACCCUCACAAUCAUAAUGUUUUCAGAAAAUACAAUGAUGAAUUGGUUACUGAAGUUCCCGACUCGGAGGUGUUCAAUUUUCUAAAGGAAAACACAGCCACUCCUUACUAUAUUGUUUACGUCAAGAAUGAUUUGGAAAAGGAUUACAUUAACCCAUUAAAUAGAGUAAUUAGCUGUAACGAGUGCUAA